Messenger RNA from Mugil cephalus (flathead mullet), 591 nucleotides. Its product is annotated as cytochrome c oxidase subunit 6A, mitochondrial. Bases 53 to 385 code for a protein of 110 amino acids. Gene Ontology annotation, molecular function: enzyme regulator activity. The transcript is spliced from 3 exons. Gene Ontology annotation, biological process: mitochondrial electron transport, cytochrome c to oxygen. Lineage: Eukaryota; Metazoa; Chordata; Actinopteri; Mugiliformes; Mugilidae. Gene Ontology annotation, cellular component: mitochondrial inner membrane. The record is from RefSeq and is a predicted model, not a curated record.
UGACCCCUGUUAUAAAGUCCUUCCGGUCUGUGUGCGUCUCUCACAAUUGAAAAUGGCGGCUCUCGGACGCUUCUCUCAAGUGUUGCUGAGGUCUUCUCUGGCCCAGACCCGGCGUCAGCUUUCUGCUGAUGCUGCUGCCGGACACGGCGAGCAGUCAGCUAGGACAUGGAAGAUCCUGACCUUUGUGGUUGCCCUCCCUGGUGUUGCCGUGUGCAUGUUGAACACGUUCUUGAAACACCAUGAUGAGCACGAGAAUCCAGAGUUUGUCCCCUACUCCCACCUUCGUCUUCGCAGCAAGCGUUUCCCUUGGGGAGAUGGCAACAAAACUCUUUUCCACAACUCUCAUGUGAAUGCCCUUCCUGACGGCUAUGAGGGACACGAUUAAACCCUCUCUCUUCAGACCUCAUAACUGACGCAGGGACCAGUCUCACGGUGUCUGUAACUGGACCACACUCCUGUCUACAGUUUACUCUUCUCAGUUUUACCUCUGUGCUCUCAGCAUGGGGCACCCGAACCAACAGUUUCUUUUCUCUGGACCAUUAUACAGAAUGUCAGCUUAAACUGAAUUAAUAAAGUACCUAUUAUAACCUA